AUGGACGGCACUCUCGAAAUCCUCGAUGUCAAGGAACGCAAAGUGGGCGAGGUCAAACCUCCCUCGUUCCCAACUCCGCCGCCUGCUUCCUCCGGGGGGUUUCCCGCUCCCAAGAAACGAGUGUCUGCCUUCAAAAAGCAGCGACAGCAACAAGCAGACCCAUCGUCCUCGUCAUCCCAAGCGACCACACCAGUACCAUCACCAGCCAUCCAGUUCACCAGCGGCGCGAGGCCCCAGAUCGACGCGGACCCUAUCAAAUCCGAAAAGCAGAGGAUUGACGAGGAGAACAACAAGCUCCUGAGCUCCAUGUCGCCAGAAGAGAUUGCCGAAGCCCAACGAGAGCUCUUCAGUGGCCUCGACCCCAAGCUUAUCCAGAUGCUUCUCCGACGAGCCAACGUCGAGGACGGCUCCAACAACAACGACCCCAAAGUCUGGGACAUUCCCGAGAAACCGGCCGACGAGGAGCCAACAGAAAAGAAGGCCGACGUCGGUAGCGGUCCCACCAUCUCCUACAAGAAGCCACCCUCCAUCCAGACCUCGACCUCUAAAAGCGCAUACGUACAAGACGAGGAUGAGGAAAUGACCGAAGAACAACCAAAGAAACCCAAAAAGACCGUCACCUUCAACGAAGACCUCGCCCCGGAACAGCCUCCCUCCGGCAGCUUCCCCAUCCGAUCCAAACAGCCACCCACGCCCUACCCCCAAAAGACCAGCUUCUCCGCCGAAGACCUUGCCAUGCCCACCGCCGGCUCCUCCUCCGAACCACAAACUCCCACCACAACGCACCAAUGCAACGACCCCUCCCACAACCACAGCGACGAAGAGCUCAAGGGCGUGCACUUCCCCGCCGCCCCCGCCCCUCCCGACCUCGACCCUUCAGACCCCGACUUCCUCGCCACCCUGCACCAAAAGUUCUUCCCUUCCUUACCCGCCGACCCCUCCAAACUCGCCUGGAUGGCGCCCAUCCCCACCGAAGACUCGCCCGCCGACCAGGAAUCCCCUUACUACCCGGGCCAGACCUCGCUGCCCGUCUCGGCGCUCCGCUUCGACUUCAAGGGGCGACUGAUCCCGCCCCGUCUGUCGCGCCAGAUUCCCGUGUCCAAGGGCCUGCAUCACCACGGCGAGGCGCCCGAGGCAGCCGGCUACACGAUCCCCGAGCUGGCGAGGCUGGCGAGGAGUAGUGUGAAUAGUCAGAGGUGCAUUGCGUUUAGGACGCUGGGGAGGAUGCUGUACCGUCUUGGAAAGGGGGAGUGGGGAACUGGAGCGGGCGGUAGGGAUGGUGAUGAGGAUGAUUUGGCGUUUGCGCUGUGGAGGUGUUUUCAGGAGGGAAGGGUGUUGGAGAGUAUUGGGGAGGCGGCGGAUGUGGAGGAGGGGGUGGGCAGUGUGAGUGUGAGGGCGUAUGCUAUUGAGGCCAUGUGGUUGUUUGAGAAGGGUGGGUGGAAGGAGAAGUGGAGAGGUUUGUGA
Neurospora tetrasperma FGSC 2508 is the source of this 1464-nucleotide messenger RNA. RefSeq lists its product as uncharacterized. The transcript has a single exon. Bases 1 to 1464 code for a protein of 487 amino acids. Gene Ontology annotation, biological process: transcription by RNA polymerase II. NCBI's taxonomy places the organism in Eukaryota, Fungi, Ascomycota, Sordariomycetes, Sordariales, Sordariaceae. Gene Ontology annotation, cellular component: nucleus. The record is from RefSeq and is a predicted model, not a curated record.